UUGCAAGGUUUGUCACUUUUUUGGUCAAAGAAAGGAAGAAAGAUUGAUCUCGGACGGCCAUUUCGCAGUGUGCGGGGCCGUUCUUGCCUUUGUUGUGAGAGAUAGGGGAGAGCAAACCCUAAAGGCGACGAGCCAUGUCGUACUCGAUGCAAGAUGCUCCCGCCAGCACGGGCGGGGGUUCUCACAUGCAAGGAUUUGGUGGCGGACCGAACAAUGUGGCUGGCGGUGGAGAUGGUGCGUCCACGGGCGACUUCGGUGGCGAAUCAAUCUUCGCCAGCGACGUCAACAAGUAUGACGAGCUACGCAACAUGCUUGAGAGUCAGAAGGACACGAUGAAGCUUGAGGCGAUGCGCCGCAUUAUUGGUAUGGUUGCCAAGGGACGUAACGUAUCUUCUCUCUUCCCAGCCGUUGUCAAGAACGUCUUGUCCAAGAGCAACGAAUUGAAGAAAUUGGUAUACGUCUAUCUAGUGCGCUACGCUGAAGAGGAACAAGACCUUGCGCUGCUCUCGAUCAGUGCUUUCCAGAAAGCUUUGAAGGAUCGCAAUCAAUUGAUUCGUGCCAGUGCCCUUCGUGUUCUGUCUAGCAUCCGUGUUACUGUCAUUGUCCCUAUCAUGAUGCUCUCUAUCAAAGAUGCUGCGAGUGACAUGUCACCGUUUGUGCGCAAAACCGCUGCACAUGCCAUUCCCAAACUUUACAGUUUGGACGAAACCCAGAAGGAGAAUCUCAUCGAGGUCAUCGAGAAACUGCUGAAGGAUCGCACCACGCUUGUAGCCGGCAGUGCUGUGAUGGCGUUUGAGAUUGUGUGCCCGGAGCGUACCGAUCUGGUACACAAGAACUACCGCAAGCUGUGUAACCUUCUCGUGGACGUCGAUGAGUGGGGGCAGAUGGCCGUCAUCAACAUGCUCACACACUACGCACGCACCCAGUUCCUCGACCCCAAUCUGCACGAGGACGCUGGUGCGGCGGCGUUCUACUCGGACGAUGAAGAGGAGGAAGAGGAGGACGAUGAUGAUGACUCUGACAUUGAUAGUGACGACAGCGAGGCACAAAGGAAGCGCGACGCCAAGAAGAAGAAGAAGAAGCCGUAUACGAUGGAUGGCGACCAUCGUCUCUUGUUGCGCUGUUCUAGACCGCUGCUGCAGAGUCGCAACUCUGGUGUCGUGAUGUCCGUGUGUCAACUCUACUUCCACAUUGCACCAGCCAAUGAGCGCAGCGUGGUGAUCAAGCCCAUGCUAAGACUGCUGCACUCUAACCGGGAGGUUCAGACUGUUGUCUUGACUAACAUUGCCACGCUCAGCCUCAAGUUCAAGAACCUGUUUGAGCCGUUCAUCAAGAACUUCUUUGUCCAUUCGCAGGAUUCGACUCAAAUUCGCUCAUUGAAGCUGGAGAUCAUGACGAACUUGGCCAGCGAUUCCACCAUCUCAAUCAUCUUGAAGGAGUUCCAGACAUACGUGUCGAGCUCCGACCGUGACUUUGUGGCAUCCACUAUCCAAGCCAUUGGCCGCUGUGCCUCUCAGCUGGAGGAGGUGACAGACACAUGCGUCAACGGACUGAUGCGCCUAUUGCAGCAUCGCGAUGAGCUGGUUGUUGGUGAGAGUGUGGUCAUCAUCAAGAAACUUCUUCAGCUACAGCCAUCAGAGCACAAGGAGAUCAUUGUCCAUCUCACUAAGCUUGUGGAUGGUAUCAAGGUGCCAAUGGCGCGUGCCAGUAUUCUCUGGCUGAUUGGAGAGUACUCUGAGCACGUACCCAAACUUGCGCCGGAUGUGCUGCGCAAGAUGGCCAAGACAUUCAGCAUUGAGGAGGACAUUGUCAAGCUGCAGAUACUGAAUUUGGCUGCCAAGCUGAUGCUGAUAAAUGCCAAGCAGACUAAACUGUUGACCCAGUACGUGUUGAACCUGGCCAAGUAUGACAUCAACUAUGACAUUCGUGAUCGGGCACGCUACCUGCGUCAGCUGCUCCUGCCAGCAGAGAAGGGACCUCUGGGAAAAUACGCCAAGAAAAUCCUUCUCGUCUCGAAACCUGCUCCGGUGUUGGAAUCUGCUUAUAAGGAUCGUCAACAGUGGCAGGUUGGCUCCUUGUCAUUGAUGUUGGGAGCUUCAGCAUCUGGUUACGUACCGCUGCCUGACUUCCCGGAGGAGGCACCGGAUCCAUCUGUCCGUGACGUUGAGCAGGUGGAGUACAGCUGGGCCGAGUCUGCAAAACGUGCUGCCAAGAAGAGCAAGAAAGGCAAGAAGGGCAAGAAGAAGAGGAGCGAACUGGACUCCUUCUAUUCAUCCGACGAGGAUUCCGAUGAGGACUCUGACGAGGACGAUGAAGACUCUGACGAGGAUGACUCUGACGACGACUCGGAUGAGGAUAGCGAUGAAGAGACCGACGAUGAUGAAGAUGACGACGACGACGACGAUGAGGACGAUGACGACGAAGAAGAGUCAUCAGAUGAAGAGGACGAUGAAGAGUGGGCGGAAUCCAGCAGUGACGGGGAAGUACUACCGAGCAGAAGCAAGUCCAGCAGAGACACGGACGAUGAUGACGAAGAUGAUGACGACGAUGACAGCGAUGAUGAAGAAGACGAAGAUAGCGAUGAAGAGGAGAGCGAAGAAGAGAGCGAUGAUGAACCAGCACCACGUCCAGUAAAGGCCAAGGCUCCUGCGAAAGCCGCCGCCGCUCCCGCAGCUAAGCCCAGCAAGGCUGGCAAGGCCGGCAAAUCGAAGGCACCCGCUGCGCAGGAAGUCUCCUUGCUAGACCUGGAUGACUUGUCAGCCCCGGCUCCCUCAAGCAGUGGUGCCGGUGCUGCAUUCGCACCGUCCAUGCUACAGCCAGCCACAACGGCCAUGCAAGCCAUGUCAAUCUCCACCACCUCUGAACUGCAGGCGAGCUCGUCCGUGUACGUGAGUUCAGAGACACACGAGUUGCUGAACCGCAUCUCCGGCCGUGGCCUGGCAGCACAGUAUCGCUACACACGCCGCACUCACCUCUACUCAGAGUCCAUGGUAGACAUUGAGGUCACGUUCACGAAUAGCAGUGACGCUGAGCUCAACGACAUCGCCAUCACCAACAAGAAACUUGAGGGUGGUAUGACAGUACACGAGUUCAACACCAUUUGUAAGUCUGCAUGUCUGCUGCUGUGUGCAAUAUUUGCAUGUCUGCUUCUGUGUGCAAUAUUUGCAUGUCUGCUUCUGUGUGCAAUAUUUGCAUGUCUGGAUGUCUGCUUCUGUGUGCAAUGUUUGCAUGUCUGCAUAUCUGCAUGUCUGCUGCCUCUCUUGUAUGUCCUGCCUUCUACAUGUUCAGUUAGUACCGUAAUGUCGCGUGUUUAAGCUGGGCUUAUUCCUGUGGAAUAACUUGCUCGAUCGGAUUACCUUGAGUAGCACUGUAGUACAGUUUCGUAGCCUCUACUGCCUCAUCUGCAUACUGCAAAUCAA
This is a messenger RNA of Sycon ciliatum, 3419 nucleotides long. Its product is annotated as AP-3 complex subunit beta-1-like. The transcript is spliced from 25 exons. The coding region runs from base 135 to 3314 and encodes 1059 amino acids. Gene Ontology annotation, cellular component: membrane coat; AP-3 adaptor complex. The record is from RefSeq and is a predicted model, not a curated record. NCBI's taxonomy places the organism in Eukaryota, Metazoa, Porifera, Calcarea, Leucosolenida, Sycettidae. Gene Ontology annotation, biological process: vesicle-mediated transport; intracellular protein transport.